AUGCCUUUCGGGAAAUUGCAUGAAUUUGACAUUAACGAUCGUAGCAACUGGAGUGCGUACGUGCGUCUCGUUAAGCAGUUUAUAUUACUUAAUGACAUCCGAGAAGAUCUCCACGUCGCAACACUACUGACGCAUGUUGGCGCGGCCACGUACGAGCUGAUGUGCGACUUGUGUGCUCCGCAACAUCCGGAAACUAAGUCCUUCCAGGCGCUGGUGGACCUAGUCGGCAACCAUCUUGAACCGAAGCGUUCGGAGAUAGCUGAAAGGCAUUUAUUUCGACAAAGGCGACAGACUGAGGCGGAGCCGAUAAGCGUUUUUCUACAAAAUUUAAAACAUCUUGCAAAACACUGCAAUUUUGGACCUACGCUGGAAGAAAAUAUUAGAGAUCAGUUUGUCUCUGGACUUCGAAAUGAAGUGAUGCGGUCUCGUCUGUUCGCGGAACCCACAUUGGAUUACAAAAAGGCGGUGGAGCUGGCGCUCGCGCUGGAGGCGGCCGAGCGGCACGCGGAGGCGGCCGGCGGCGACGGCACAUUCAAAACAAAAUUAAAAUUGCAUUUGAAAGAUACAACGCCGAUAUUUUGUAAGGCCCGUCCGCUACCGUUGGCGUUGCGUUCGCCGGUUGAGCGCGAGUUAGAACGCUUGCAAGCGGAGGGCAUCAUUUAUAAAGUGGAUAGGUCUGACUACGGAACGCCCAUUGUACCCAUUAUUAAGCGCGAUGGAACAAUUAGAAUUUGCGGCGAUUAUAAAGUGACAGUAAAUCCAUUAUUAAAAGAUUUUCAUUAUCCCUUGCCGCGCACAGAAGAGUUGUUUGCAGCGUUAAGUGGUGGCGAACAGUUUACUAAAUUGGAUUUAAAAAAUGCAUAUUUGCAAGUAGUGUUAGAUGAAGCUUCGCAACCACUAACGGCUAUAACGACUCAUAUGGGUGUUUUUGUUUAUCGAAGGGCCCCGUUUGGUUUAAAAUGUUUACCGGAAAUGUUCCAGAAAUUAAUUGAGGAAACCCUCAGUGGUUUAGAUUGUGUUGUAGCUUUUAUUGAUGAUAUAUGUAUCACCGGUCGAAAUAAAGAGCAUCAUUUACAAAAUGUCAAAGAGGUAUUGUCUCGGUUAAAAGAAGCGGGAUUACGUAUUAAAUUUGAAAAAUGUGAAUUUUUUAUGAAUGAAAUUUCAUACUUAGGUUAUAGAAUUGAUAAGAAUGGGGUACAUACUGAUAAAAGUAAGGUAUCGGCUAUUGUAAAUUUACCUGUGCCCGAAAAUGUAUCUCAACUGCGGGCCGCUUUAGGCUUAAUUAAUUAUUAUUCUCGCUUCAUUCCGAACAUGAGUACAUUGCUAAAUCCAUUGUAUAAGUUAUUAGCAAAAGGUUGUAAAUGGUGUUGGAGUAGGGAUUGCGGGCGGGCAUUUCAAGCGGUAAAAGACAAACUAGUGAGCGGGCCCGCGCUCGCGCACUACUCGCCUGCGCUGCCGCUGGUACUCGCUGUGGAUAGCAGCGCGUACGGUCUGGGCGCUGUGUUGGCGCACCGCUUGCCCGACGGCAGCGAGCGCAUCGUCAGCUGCGCCUCGCGUACGCUCACAGACACUGAGCGGCGCUACAGCCAAAUAGACAAGGAGGCGCUGGCGAUCGUCUAUGGGGUAAGCAGGCACCACCAAUAUUUAUUUGGACGUAAAUUUACUCUUCGGAGCGAUCACAAGGCACUUACGUACAUCUUUGGACCGAAACACGGUAUACCGCAAACUGCCGCUAGUCGUCUUCAGAGAUAUGCGGUGCGUUUAGCAGCAUACGAUUUCGACAUCGUAUUUGUAUCCACGGAUAAAAAUUGUAAUGCUGACGGCUUGUCACGUCUACCCCAGCCGACGUCGAGUAGGUCGGCGGAGGAGGAUGACGCCGCGACCUAUUUGCACUUUGUCGAAGACAGCUUUCCUCUUAGCCACAAGGAUGUGGCGAAGGAGACGGCGAAAGACGUUAUAUUGAGAAAGAUAUAUGGAUAUAUCGUAAGUGGAUGGCCGCACCAGACCGAAAUCGAAGGCGAGAAGCCGUAUUUUCAUCGCAAGGAGGAGCUACACGUCGAUCAUGGAUGCAUCGUGUGGGGGUAUCGGGUGGUCAUACCGGGUGUUUUGCGGAAACAUAUAGUGGAGGAGGUCCACGCGGGUCAUGUGGGCAUGGUGAGGAUGAAACAAAUAGCUCGCGGCUACGUUUGGUGGCCGCGGCUCGAUGCGGAGCUAGAAGAACGCGCGCGCACUUGCGCCGCGUGCCGCGAGCAGAGGGACGCGCCGCCGCGCGCCCCGCCUGUGCCCUACGUAUGGCCUUCGGAACCGUGGGCCCGUUUACAUGCGGAUUUUCUUCAACAUGGCGGCCGAUACUACCUGCUCGUCAUCGACGCCCAUUCCAAGUGGAUCGAGGUAUUCCAUAUGAGUAAUGGGACAACUGCGUCAGCUGUGGAAAAUAAAUUUAGAGAAAUGUUUUCUCGAUUUGGUAUACCGAGACAAUUGGUGACUGAUGGCGGGCCACCGUUUACUGCUCUGGAAUUUGAGGAGUUUUUAAAGAAAAAUGGUGUAGACCAUAUCGUGACGGCACCAUAUCACCCGUCGAGUAAUGGUGCGGCAGAAAAUGCUGUGAAGACCGUGAAAAAGGUUAUCAAGAAGGCUCAAGUGGAAGGUGAAAAUGUCGACCGCGCGUUAAGUAAAUUUUUAAUGCAGUAUCGCAACAGUACGCAUUGCAGCACGCAACGCGAGCCCGCUGUAGCCAUGCUCGGGCGGAGGCUGCGCACGCGUCUAGAUCUGUUGCGGCCCGCCGCCACCGCCGGCGACGCCGUAGGGCGCGCGCAGAGCAGGCAGCUGCGGCACGCGGGGGGACGCUCGCGCGAACUUGCCGUCGGCGAUACCGUGCUAGUUAGGAAUUACGGAAGAGGGGACAAAUGGACUGAAGGCAUAGUGACUGAGCGGACGGGAAAAGUCACGUACGCGGUAAAUACGGGUGAUAAAACGAAUACCAGACAUAUUGAUCAAAUAAUACGCAAGAAAAAUUGGCGGCAUUCCUGGCAUUUACCUAGUCAAAAUGACGCAAAUGAAGAUCGUGACUGUCCGCCCGUACAAUUGACCGACACUGCGCAACACCAGAGAGUACCAGACGCGGCGCAUGAGAAUGUUAUUUUAGAUUCGGGCACAACAAUUAAUGAAAUUCCGCGUUCUUCCUUCGAAACGAAUUUCUCGCCUGAACGUUCGAUCCCCACUCAAACACCAGAGCAAACGCGUUAUAAUUUAAGACCACGACAAAUUAAAAAGUGUAUUUAA
Papilio polytes (common Mormon) is the source of this 3282-nucleotide messenger RNA. RefSeq lists its product as uncharacterized. Gene Ontology annotation, molecular function: nucleic acid binding. The transcript has 2 exons. NCBI's taxonomy places the organism in Eukaryota, Metazoa, Arthropoda, Insecta, Lepidoptera, Papilionidae. The record is from RefSeq and is a predicted model, not a curated record. Gene Ontology annotation, biological process: DNA integration. The coding region runs from base 1 to 3282 and encodes 1093 amino acids.